Molecule: messenger RNA, 1777 nt
Organism: Solea solea (common sole)
Lineage: Eukaryota; Metazoa; Chordata; Actinopteri; Pleuronectiformes; Soleidae
Gene: ackr4b
Product: atypical chemokine receptor 4b
Exons: 2
Coding region: 109-1224 (371 amino acids)
Biological process (GO): chemotaxis; immune response; G protein-coupled receptor signaling pathway
Cellular component (GO): membrane
Molecular function (GO): chemokine receptor activity; chemokine binding; scavenger receptor activity
Source: RefSeq, a predicted model, not a curated record
CUGCCUUCAGCUUCUCUCCUCAGGAUUCAUAACAACCGUCUGUCUACGGAUGAAAAAGGAUCAAUAACCUCAACUUUACUGAUCUCACUCAGGGAGAAGACAUAAGCAAUGGAAGACUUUGAAUAUCACGAUGAAGACGACCCCAGCUUUAAUGACAGCUAUGAUUACAACUACGAACACAGCGUCUGUGACAAAGAGGCGGUGCGUUCUUUCGGCAGCGUCUUCCUCCCGAUCAUCUACACCCUGGCUCUGGUGGUCGGUCUGGCUGGGAACACACUGGUGGUGGUGGUCUACACGUCAAAGCUACGGCUGCGAACCCUGACGGAUGUGUGCAUCCUUAACCUCGCCAUUUCUGACCUGCUGCUCCUCUUCACCCUGCCCUUCUGGGCGGCUGACGCUGUGCAUGGCUGGAAGUUGGGUUCAGAAGCCUGCAAGUUCAUCUCAUUCCUCUACAGCACAAACUUCAGCUGUGGUAUGCUGAUGCUGGCGUGUAUCAGUGUAGACCGCUACCGCGCUGUAGCCUACAAUCCAACAUGCAGGAGUGGGACAGGGACGCGGUUAAGGAGACAAUGGCUUGUGGUGUGCAUAGUGUUGUGGGCCGCAGCCAGCAUUCUUGGCCUGCCUGAACUGAUCUUCUCCACUGUGAAACAUUCCCAUAACAGAAUGGCUUGUAAAGCGGUUUACCCAAUCAGCAUGGCCCGACCUGCAAAGGCUGCCCUGGAGCUGCUGGAAGUGACCCUUAGAUUCCUGCUUCCGUUCUUGGUCAUGGUAGUUUGCUACUGCUGGGUAGGACGGGCCCUCAGUCAGGCAGUUGGGGUGCGGCGAGAACGCAAGUGGCGCUCACUGCGGGUCCUGCUGGCUGUGGUGGCCGUCUUCCUGCUUACCCAGCUGCCCUACAACGUGGUCAAGCUUUGCCGAGCGAUGGACGUCAUCUACAUGCUCAUUACGGACUGUGAGGUAAGCAAGGGCCUGGACCGUGCUAGUCAAAUAACAGAGAGUCUGGCGCUGACCCAUGCCUGCAUUAACCCUCUCCUCUACGCCUUCAUCGGAUCCUCCUUCAGGGGACAUGUCCUCAAGGCUGCCAAGCACCUUGGACAGAGACUUAAAGGACGCCCACGACAUGUCAUUGAGGAGCCGGCAGUGGAGAUUUCACUUAAUACACGCAAUCAAGCACAAUCACAAUCUGGUUCAGAUGACCAAGAAACAAGCACCUUUACCAUUUAAGACUCAAAACAUCUAUUUGCCUAUAAGCACCUAGACAAAAUGACAAAGGUCUAUGUAUAUAUUUUUACAUAUCACGGGGCAGUUUACAUGCAGUGUCUAUUUUUCUGGGCAUGUCCUUGUUGCAUUGAGAUGAAAACAUUAACCUUUUUUUUUUUUUAAAUGCAGUGACACUUUCAACAUUUUGUUACUCGGGCCAAAGAAGUAGGUCAAACUGGUCUCUGUCGAUUCUGAAACGAACCCGUCAUCAUCCUCAUGAAGCUCCUAAAUCAACUAAAUCAAAAAAAAAAAAGAAAAAAGGAUGCAGCCCCUCUUUGUUUCGAUUAGUUUUCUUAAUUCAGUCAGGCUAGUCAUUAACAGCAAUUCCCACAUUUCUGUUGUUCAUUAACAAGAGACAAGGCAGACGCAUGACCCACAAUGAGUUGCAUGUGAACAGACCUUUAACAGUAAAUCUAUAUGCACCAUUUAAGCAUAUAAACUAAGCACUACAUAUAUUAACUACAAAACAUUUCAUGUAAAUUAAGUAUUUUGUAUUAAUAAAACAAAUUUUCAGUGA